Molecule: messenger RNA, 723 nt
Organism: Cordyceps fumosorosea ARSEF 2679
Lineage: Eukaryota; Fungi; Ascomycota; Sordariomycetes; Hypocreales; Cordycipitaceae
Exons: 2
Coding region: 1-723 (240 amino acids)
Biological process (GO): nucleolar large rRNA transcription by RNA polymerase I
Cellular component (GO): RNA polymerase I upstream activating factor complex
Molecular function (GO): RNA polymerase I cis-regulatory region sequence-specific DNA binding
Source: RefSeq, a predicted model, not a curated record
AUGGACUCGGAGGACGGCCAUUCGAGCCGCCAGCAAACGCCCAAUUUCGACUCCUCUGCCGCAGAGUCUGUCAGUGAUCCGCUGGACGACUUACAACAAGCUGAAACGAACCGAAACAAACGUCGCAUUGCCACUGUUUACGAUGCUGUCGCUGGCCGGCUCUCAUCUCGCAGCACCCUAGCCACAGGCGAGAGCAGCAAAUCUACCCUUACCGCCAAGUACUCUCUGCGCGAGACCAAGUAUAGGCCAGACGAGGUCCUCUUCCGUCGCAAGGAUGCACCCCAGCGCUAUGCUGAGCACGACAUCUACUACGCGCACGAGAGGGACCUUCCACGCGCAGGCCGCGGCGUGUUGCCGGAAAGCGACUUGCUUAAAGCCGUCCACGACUACUCGGGGAGGUUUUACAAGAGUAUGCGACGCCGCAGCAGCGCCACCUCGCUCAACUACAAUGUCGACGAGGCUAGCAUGGAUGAGACCGCGUUGCUUGCGUUUGGCAUCCUGCUCGAGGAAGCCGGCCGCGAGAUCUUGGGCAAGAGGGGCGACAUGGUUUUCACAGAGGGCGUCGAGCCGGAGGAGGACAAAGACAAGGAGCCUUUGCAACUCCGAAACAGGCACACUAUCGACGACACCGUCGGGCCACUGGAGGGUUUCCCGCGUGACUCCCAAGCCGAGAGGGCAUCCAAACGCCGCAGGGUCGGCAGCAAGAAACGGCCAAAGUCUUGA